UUCGCCUUGCUGCUGCAGUCUCUCCUUCACAUCGCCCUCCAGCUGAAGAGAAGUACUGUGGCACUCACUGCAGCCUCAGUAGCCGGAAAAAUUAUACCACCCCUUGGGUAGCUGCCUCCUCUUCUCUGGAAAAAUGGCUGUUCCUCCCUCAUAUGGCGAUCUGGGGAAAUCCGCCAAGGACAUCUUCAAUAAAGGAUAUGGGUUCGGCCUUGUCAAGCUCGAUGUGAAGACCAAGUCCGCAAAUGGAGUGGAAUUCAAAACCGCCGGCUCGUCGAACACAGACACCAGCAAAGUCAACGGUAACCUGGAGACCAAGUACAAGUGGUCGGAGUAUGGCCUGACCUUCACAGAGAAGUGGAACACAGACAACACUCUGGGAACGGAGAUCACAGUUGAAGACCAGAUUACCAAAGGACUCAAGCUUACCUUCGACACAACCUUCUCACCAAACACUGGCAAGAAGAGCGGCAAGGUGAAGACUGCCUACAAGCGCGAGUUCGUCAACCUGGGCUGUGAUGUGGACUUCGACUUUGCCGGGCCCACCAUCCACGGCGCCGCAGUAGUGGGCUAUGAGGGCUGGCUCGCCGGAUACCAGAUGAGCUUCGACACCGCCAAGUCCAAGAUGACCCAGAACAACUUCGCGGUCGGAUACAAGACCGGUGACUUCCAGCUGCACACCAAUGUUAACGAUGGCUCUGAGUUUGGCGGCUCCAUCUACCAGAAGGUGAGCCCUCAGCUGGAGACGGCAGUCAACCUGGCCUGGACCGCCGGCAACAACAGCACGCGCUUCGGCAUCGCCGCCAAGUACCAGCUGGACUCCAGUGCCUCUCUUACUGCUAAGGUGAACAACGCAAGCCUGGUUGGAGUUGGCUACACCCAGACACUCAGGCCAGGAGUGAAGCUCACCCUGUCUGCCCUGGUCGAUGGCAAGAACAUCAACGCUGGCGGACACAAGCUGGGCCUGGGACUGGAGCUUGAAGCAUAACGACCAGGCCGCCAGCCAUCGUUAUUGUUGUAAUUGUAAGGAAAAAUGAAAGUAUGUGAAGAAUUUGGCCUUACGUUAUUUCUGGCAUAACCAGCAAGGGGUGCGUUCUCUUAAAGGGAAGAAAGAAAAGGAAAAACCAACAAAGCGCCGCAUUAAUGAAUAAUCACACCUUCCGUUCCUACCACAGUGAUGUAUGAUGGGAUACCUGAUGGCUACACACCUCGUAUUGGGUUUUUAUGUACUUUUACUUUCCAGGCCUUUCCAUCAUGUUCACUUCCUGAUGUUAUUUAUUGUUUUGCUGUAUGUGUCCAACUUCCUUCUACACUGAGUUGCCAUGACAAUGAAAUACAAUCUCUUUCUAAAAGAAAAAAAACUUGCGACAUGUUGUGCAUGUUUUGGUUUUAUUUUGUGUCUUGGGAGUGUAGGGGUGCUUGGAAAGAGAACUGUCUGUUGGUCUUUAACUUACUUGAGUUUGUGUGUAAUAUUCAAUGAAUGUAGUAAUUUAAAUGAAAAUAAUUUCUGCUGCUUCUGCACUCAUCCCAAACACCUUAUGCUUCCUAUUCUGCUGACUCCCCUGCCCCUCUCCUGAAAGAAAAAGGCAUUUACACAUUUAUCCUUCUUCGCUGGUCCUAAAACUGGCUCUCUUAAACCACAUACUACUGCACUUCGAUACACUAAAAGAAAGCCUUCUCGUCUUAUUGUACUACGUUGGUCAUCAUUUACUCUCCUUUCCCCUCUACUACUCUGCAGUACAAAUGGCAGUAAUCAGAUGGUUCACAGUUCUUUUUCCCUCUGUUGCAAACAUAAUGAAGACUAAAGAUUUAAUGCCAAAAUGGAUUUCUCUCUGGGCAAUCAGUUUGACAUAUACUGAUGGAAUGACUGAGCGACUCCACCAUCACAACCCCCCUCCCUUCCUACCAUUCCUCUUUGCCCAUUCAAUCAAUUAUCCAUCCAUCCAUCCGACAGCCCACCCACAGCAGUGUUGUAAAUGGGCGACAACUGGGCUACGCUGGGGAACCGUGCAAUCUCCCUUGUGUAUGUCAACCUUUACAAUAAAGUCUUUCAACUUGA
This is a messenger RNA of Engraulis encrasicolus (European anchovy), 2056 nucleotides long. Its product is annotated as voltage-dependent anion-selective channel protein 2. The coding region runs from base 134 to 985 and encodes 283 amino acids. Lineage: Eukaryota; Metazoa; Chordata; Actinopteri; Clupeiformes; Engraulidae. Gene Ontology annotation, biological process: monoatomic anion transmembrane transport. The record is from RefSeq and is a predicted model, not a curated record. The transcript is spliced from 9 exons. Gene Ontology annotation, molecular function: voltage-gated monoatomic anion channel activity. Gene Ontology annotation, cellular component: mitochondrial outer membrane.